GCACCCCUCCCUCGAUCGUCUCACCGUCCCCUCCUUCCUCCGGCGAGAUGCUCCUCUCCGCCCAUGGCGCCCGAGUCCUUCCCUCCCAUGGCGCCCGAGUCCUUCCCUCCCAUGGCGCCUUCGCAUUUGAGAAGCCCAUUCCCCUUGCUCUCGUACCUCCCUCUCCCCGGCUCCCACACUACGCCCUUGCCGAGAAGACGCCACCUCUUCCUGCCCCCUUCCGCGACUCCGUCCGGCGACCCCGCGCCUCCUCCGGCGAGGAGGUCGUCCCACCCGGACAGGGCGUCGGGUGAGGGCGAGUGGUGGAGGAAGGCGGUGCCGCCGGGACGCGCGGGCCCUCCAGCCCCGUCCCCGAGGAGCCGCUGUCGACGCCCCGGUGGAAGGCCAGGCGGCAGGCGCGCGCUGCGUGGCGGAAGGCCAUGCCAUUGGUGCCCAGCCCUGCUCAACCUGCUAGUCCUCAUAUUCGCAAGAAGCGCAUGCUGAUCAUUUCUAUUGUCAAAGAAGCGCAGACUAUGUUGGAUCCUGACCUUCUCAAUAUCAUACGCUUCACUAUUGCGGCCAUUCCUUUUGUGCUAUUCUUGUUGAAGUCAAUCAGAGACAUGCAAGUUGUUAUUAGGGGCGUAGAACUGGGGAUUUGGGUAACCUUGGCCUACCUCACUCAGUCUAUUGGGUUAGUUACUGCUGAUGCUGGUCGUGCAUCUUUCAUAUCCGCCCUCACCGUGAUCAUUGUUCCUUUCUUGGAUGGUAUUCUUGGAGCAGAAAUACCUGCAUAUACAUGACUUGGAGCAUGUUUAUCAGUUCUCGGGGUUGGUAUUCUGGAGUUAAGUGGUUCUCCACCAUGUGUAAGUCGACUAUCUACAUAAUCGAGCAUAUUUCCAGGAAAAUGAAGAAAGAAAAUUUCCUAGCCCUUGUUGUAUGUCAGGUCGUUGUCGUAGCUGUUGUCUUGGCAGUCUCGUUCAUUGUUAAAUGCUUCCUCCAGAAUGUGGUACCCUGGACGUUAAAAUCACGGACACCAACAGAGUUAUUCAGUAUGAUGUCAUCGUUUCCUUGGCUAGCAAUACUAUACACAGGCAUAAUCGCAACAACAUUUUGUUUAUGGGCAGAGAUUGUUGCUAUGCGUGAUGUAUCAGCUACAGAAACUGCAAUAAUUUAUGGUCUGGAACCAGUAUGGGGUGCUACUUUUGCAUGGGCAAUUCAUGGUGAGAGAUGGGACAUUACUGGACUUAUUGGAGCUGUCUUCAUCAUACUCGGUAGCUUGAUGGUUCAGGUACUGGGGUCAUUUCUUGAUAUUGAUGUAUCAGAGGACAGUUACCAGAUGAACAGCUGAUUCACAAAUCGCAAAAAUACGAGGAUUUCAUAUGAUAACAUAUGAUCAGUACUGCGACGUAAUACGCCAAGUAGCUAGCAUGACACUGCAACAAGAUCUAACUACAAUUAUGGCCAGUUGCACAAGGAAUGGAAAGCUCACUAGGCUGACAACAAUAGGGGUGGCUCACCAGUGGCCUGGGCAACUGAUGAAAACAAACUGUGGUGCAUGGUGACGUGGAGAACACAGCUACAUAAAAUGGGGAUGUGUAUAACUCGACUAAACGCCUAGGAUAGUCUGAUUUCGUAUCAAAAACAUUCUAAAUACUGUUUUCUCUCAAUGUAAAUCAAUCCACAUGAUGUAGUAUGUAUAAUAGAUUAGUUCAUGCUGAUUCUGCAUCAA
Hordeum vulgare subsp. vulgare (domesticated barley) is the source of this 1708-nucleotide messenger RNA. RefSeq lists its product as uncharacterized. NCBI's taxonomy places the organism in Eukaryota, Viridiplantae, Streptophyta, Magnoliopsida, Poales, Poaceae. The record is from RefSeq and is a predicted model, not a curated record. Bases 776 to 1327 code for a protein of 183 amino acids. Gene Ontology annotation, cellular component: membrane. The transcript is spliced from 7 exons.